AUGACGGACCGAAAACCCCCGAUUUCCGCCCCGAGACCCCAAAAGUCCUUGACAGCAUUACUACCGAAUAUAUCACAGCUUACCAGUCAUGAAAGCAUGAAUGGUAUUCCGAUGAUCUUGAAUACCUUAGUGCUUGAGAAUAAGGAAAACUCUCAUACAAGUGAUGAUACAAUCGACUGGAAAAAUCUAUACUUGAAAUCCAGACGCCAAAAUAUGAAAAUUCGAUCUCAGCAUCAACGAGAACGAGACAGACUCAUCAAGGAGAAGGCAGCACUUCGUAGGGGUAACAAACUUCUUCAGUCCGCAUUGAUCCAGUCUCGUUGCAACGCCUCAAAGAUGUUGGCUGAGAGAUGUUCACUUGUAGAGAGCAUGCUAGACAGUAUAAAGCAGAAGUUGUCUGAAGAGAGCAGAUUGGUCCACCUGCUCACCAAUCGCUUGAAAAAUAUAGAAAUCCAGUGCAAAGAAAUAUCAACGCGGGCAUUGGCUGCUGAUAAAGCUAAGGCACAAAGUGAUAAGCUUGCCAAAUCAGUACGUGCUCAAUUAAAACAUUCGUGCGAACAAUUGAGCGGAAAGGAUCAUAUUAUUGGCAAUCUUAUGAAAGAAGGGGAGGAACUACGAAGCACUCUUCAUAAUCGGAAUCAUGAGCUUAUGGACCUAGAUCAUGUGCUUGAAGUUUACAGCGAAGUAGUUGAAGGUAUUUUAAGCAGAAAAAGCGAAUGGAGUAAAUACAUUCAUCUACGCGACAGUAAGAUCAUUGAAAAGGGCAAUAAGGUUGCGCAUGGAGGAACGUGUCUCGCAGAUGCUUACCGUAUCAAAUCAACUAACAACAACGACUUGGGAUGGUAUGAAGAAUACUACGGGAUAUCCCCCGAUAUUAUGUUGAAAUUCGAAAGCAGCGCGGCGUUCAGAAGGCUCAUCAAUAUGAGAUACGAGGUUUAUUGCUAUAAAUACAACGUUAAAGAUAUUGCUGAUGUUUUUGAAGAAGAUUUUCAAGAGCUGCUGGAGAAGAUUUUGAUCAAGGCUCGGGGAACUGAAUCAAUGCAAAGCAUCCUUGUGGGAAAUACGGAUACGGAAAUUAGAGCCGCCUAUUACGACCUUUGCAUUCUGUGGGAGGAGGGAAUGGCGCAAGAAAUAACUGUCCCUUGA
Messenger RNA from Botrytis byssoidea, 1146 nucleotides. RefSeq lists its product as uncharacterized. The transcript has 2 exons. The record is from RefSeq and is a predicted model, not a curated record. NCBI's taxonomy places the organism in Eukaryota, Fungi, Ascomycota, Leotiomycetes, Helotiales, Sclerotiniaceae. The coding region runs from base 1 to 1146 and encodes 381 amino acids.